UCUUAUGUAUUUUUGUCGAUUGCACGCAUGCUGGUAGCCGGUGGAAACAUUGAAUUGACAGUAGCCUACAGUAACCUACACCUUGGAGAAAGAUAUACCGGACAAGUCGUUUUGUUAUUUGUAAUUGUAGCCUGAUGUUCACCAGACACAUGCUACGUGACGAUUUGUGUCAUCGGUAGAUGAACCCUGUAAUUCGGCUAGCCAAGACUAGGUAUUUUAUUAGUCAGCUUCUAUAGCUGCACUAUCAUCGGCUGCUGCUAUCAAGUGCUAGCUAGCGGCGCUACCUAGCACUAAAUUAGUGACUAAUACUAAUAGCGCUAGUAGUGCUCUAACAUCAACGAGACUUUGAACUGUUAGCUAGUCUAACUGACUUGAUCCUACUGAUUAGCUAACUUAACUACUGUAGCUGGACUUCAGUUUGCUUCAUUAUCAUGAAACAGUAUAUAUCGACGUAUUAUAAUGCUAACAUAAGCUAACUAGCUGUCAAAGAGACUUUGACCCAGACCUGUCGAAAUUUGUACCUAGCUAGCUACACCAUGCAAACUACAAGUCAAUAGCUGGAUAGCUCUUAACUGUGCUGAAAUUACCAAGCCAAGGCUAGUCAGAGUCGUGACUGUUGCGUGCAGGCUGCAGCAAAACAAGGAGAAUCAUGAUUCCUCGGCCGAGUAAAGAGUUUUUUGUUCGGAUGUCCUUCUACUGGAAACCACUGUUCCGUGGAAGGUUUCUUAUCCUAACGAACACUUUCAGCGGGGGUGGUAUGCUGGCCCUUGGAGACAUUUUACAGCAAACCAGGGAGAAACAAAGAGACCCUGAGAGAAUUCGGGACUGGAGUAGAACAGGUCGCAUGUUUGCCGUUGGGUGCUCCAUGGGACCUGUACUGCACUACUGGUAUUCCUGGUUGGACAAGAUCUACGUUGGCAAAGCUAUACGAACAGUUGGGAAGAAAGUGUUGGUGGACCAACUGAUUGCAUCUCCAACCCUUGGUGCUUGGUACUUUGUAGGGAUGUCAGUAAUAGAAGGACACACAGCAACUAAAGGCUGGGAGGAAUUCAAAGACAAAUUCUGGGAGUUCAUUAAGGCUGACUGGUGUGUCUGGCCUGCUGCACAGAUGAUAAACUUCUAUUUUCUCUCACCCAAAUUCCGGGUCCUCUAUGUGAACACAAUCACCUUAGGUUGGGACACCUACCUCUCCUACCUCAAACACAGAGAUGAUGGACAACCAGGAAAGGUCUCAGACAUGGGUCUCAUGGAGGUGACGCAGGAGGUUGUUGGGUCACCACCUCCCCCCAAACCUCUAGAGGAGAGUGUGUGAAAGUCCUACAACAAAAACUCCAAAGUUCUAUUUGGGAUUUUCUUUUCCUGGAACAGUUUUCCCUUGCAUGGGUAUACUUUCAAUUGGUUAAUAUGAUAUUUAUUUUUACAUGUACAUUUAAUCCCAAACUGUUGUCCAACACCUUUUAAAAUCAGGGAUCAAAUGCUUGUCAUGCUGCCUCUUAGACUGACCACAACAUGGAGAAUGAUCAUACAUAUCAAUGACAUUGGUUCUUUAUUUAAUCAUUACUUCUGUCAAACUAUAAUCAGCUGAUUUUUACAGUAUGAUAUUCAAUCUUGCCUUACAAUGUGGUCCUUACCUGUUACAUUCUGUCACUGUGCCAAAUAUUCACUCCCUUUUUUUAUAGGGUCUCUUUUUGAAUAUGUUUGACUAAAAUAUUUAUAAUUUAUUUAACAUCGGCUUGAAAGUGACACUCUUGAAACAUAAGUUUUGGGUGUUUUUAGAAUUGAUAAGACUUGACUUAAUGCAUCUGUUUUCUUUAUAGGUUACAUUUGUAAACUUGAGCAAUUAAAGUAACGCACAUAAUGUAUAUAACAAUGUUGAUUAAUCAAAAUAUGUAUUAUUUUGGACAUAAAGAAUACCUUUUAGAAAAACAUGAAUUAUGAAAUGCUUUUCCAUGUACUGCUCUUCUUUUUUUGAAAAAAGUCAGAAACAUUUGUGAGAAUUCAAUUCUUAACAUAAUCUUCUAAAUAUGUUUUAAUUAAACAUGCCUAAAAAUCUAAUCUGUUUGGUAUACACUUAGCAAGUGAUAAGAUCCAAUAAUGUAUUUUUCUUCCAACCUGAAUUUAGUUGAGCAAUACUGUGUAUAAACAUAUAGAUGAUUAAGAUGUACACUGAUAAAAACAAAUUAAAUUAUGAUUAAAUGGAAAUGUACAUGGUGGUAC
This is a messenger RNA of Hypomesus transpacificus, 2217 nucleotides long. It is a transcript of the gene mpv17l2, whose product is annotated as MPV17 mitochondrial inner membrane protein like 2. Gene Ontology annotation, cellular component: cytoplasm; membrane. The coding region runs from base 650 to 1312 and encodes 220 amino acids. Gene Ontology annotation, biological process: mitochondrial ribosome assembly. The record is from RefSeq and is a predicted model, not a curated record. NCBI's taxonomy places the organism in Eukaryota, Metazoa, Chordata, Actinopteri, Osmeriformes, Osmeridae. The transcript has 5 exons.